Quercus robur (English oak) is the source of this 354-nucleotide messenger RNA. RefSeq lists its product as uncharacterized. Lineage: Eukaryota; Viridiplantae; Streptophyta; Magnoliopsida; Fagales; Fagaceae. The transcript is spliced from 2 exons. Bases 1 to 354 code for a protein of 117 amino acids. Gene Ontology annotation, molecular function: nucleic acid binding. The record is from RefSeq and is a predicted model, not a curated record.
AUGGUAGUGACAUACAAAGAUUGGGCUGAGAAGCUUCCGUUUGCCUUAUGGGGUUAUAAAACUUCUAUUCAUGCAUCGACUGGGGUAACACCUCACUCUUUGGUUUUUGGUAGUGAAGCGGUGCUUCCUAUUGAGGUGGAGAUACAAUCUUUGCAGAAUCCACUUCAUGUCAUCUUCCAACCAUUGCUUGUACCUAGCAGUGAGAUAGAUAUAUCAAGGAGGAGCAAUGCUUCUAAUCACCCUAUGGCGCGACCAAGCCUCACGAAACCUACCCAAGAUCCUGUUAGUAAACACCUCAAUGUGGAAGGCACCUUCAUCAUUAGGAGCUCCUUGACAUUCUCCAAAUUUCCUUGA